Messenger RNA from Brassica rapa (field mustard), 2759 nucleotides. Its product is annotated as protein LONGIFOLIA 2. Lineage: Eukaryota; Viridiplantae; Streptophyta; Magnoliopsida; Brassicales; Brassicaceae. Gene Ontology annotation, biological process: regulation of monopolar cell growth. The record is from RefSeq and is a predicted model, not a curated record.
UCCAUCUGAAACACACACAAAAAGAAACGCUAAAUCCAGAACAGAGGAAGAAGACGAAGAAAUUGGUAACUGCAACAACAGAGUUUAUGAAAGUUCGUUUACUUAGUUAUUUCUUUUGAGAUAAGGAGUUAAGAAGAGGAAGAAGAUAUGUCUGCAAAACUUCAGUAUAACUUGUCAGAUGAGAACCCAAAUCUGAAUAAACAGUUUGGAUGCAUGUAUGGGAUCUUUCAAGUGUUUCACCGGCAACAAUAUCCGGCGAGACCAGUCUCAAGCGAUGUGGAAAAGUCUCUGCCUCCAGGAGAAAGAAAGGAGAUUGUCGGUGAAAUUAAUAUGGAAAGUGAAGAAACGAAAUUGCAGGGAAAGAGUACCAAGAAGAAGAAGAAGUCUGCAGUGAAAGAAAAGCAUAGAGUAUCUUCCGAAUCCUCUUCACGGCCUUCCUUUUCGUCUUCUCCACGCUCCUCGAGCUUCUCGUCUACAGAAGUCAGUACCACGGCUUCUCAAUUCGACCAGCCUGGAGAGAAGCAGAUCAGAGAACAGCCCAAUGCUAGGCCUAUGAUGCCAUUUGAUCUGAAGGAGCUUGUGAAAGGCUCUAUUAAUAGAGAAAUGAGAACCAGAAGUGAAGAAACAGCAGCCUUCACUCAGCAGCAGCAGCCCAAUUCAGCUAGAACUAGUUCAAAUGAGUGGAAUGAAGGUAGUGGAAGGGCUUUGAAGUUUAAGGAAAGCCAUAGGCUGUCUUACGACGAGAGGGAGAUGAGAAACAACGGAUACAAGACGGACUCGAAGUUGAAAGAGACACCUAGGUUGUCUUUGGAUAGUAGAUCAAGUCCUCCAGUGAGUCACAGGAGAUCGAGUUCGAGUGUUGUUGCCAAACUGAUGGGGCUUGAAGUCAUUGCGGACAAUUUUGAAACCGAGCAGAGAAAAGAGAACCUGUUUUGCGACUCCCCAAGGCCACAACCAACAGCUCUACAGAGAUCUAGAAGCGUUGGUUCCAUCAAGAAGAUACUACCUGCUUCUUCUAAGUUUCCAAUGGAACCAGCUCCGUGGAAGCAAAUGAAAGCAGGAGACGCUGCACCGACGGUUUAUGGAGAGAUUCAGAAGAGGCUUACGCAGCUGGAGUUCAACAAGGCGGGAAAAGAUCUCAGAGCUCUUAAGCAAAUACUUGAGGCUAUGGAAAAGACGCAGAAAACUCACCAGCCAGUUCCAGCUGCAACAAGUCCAGCCAUGAACUUCAAAUCUACAUCGAUCGUGGUAAUGAAACCAGCGACUCCAGUUUCCACUUCCUCGCUGCAACAGAAGGCCGCCUUGCCAAAUGUCAAUGUUGGCAACACCAGAAAACCUCAAAAAGUCACCUCGGGGAAGCAGAACAUUGAUUCGACCAAGAGCACUAGCCCAAAACCAAUAAGGUCGAGGCAAACUUUGGUGGCUAAGUCAGGUAAGAGCCAACAGCAAAGCGUUAGCCCAAGAAUGCAGCCCAAAAAGCUCGGGUUUGAGAGGCAGUCGCGACCAACUACUCCAAAAGCAGAGCCAGGCAAGAUCCAAAGGCAGCUAGGUAGUAGACAGCAAAGAGAGUCAGACUCACCGAGAAGAAAACAAGGGAUAAAACCUCGCAGUAGUCUUCAGCAACCUGAUGACCGAUUAAGCGAUGCGAGCAGUGACUUGAGAAGUUUAAGAUCUGGUAGCAACAUAAGCUUGGGAUCCAAUGGUGACAUCGAGGUUACAAGCAAACAUCGGCUGGAGAGAAACUGUGACUUCGCAGAGCUGCAUGCCUCAAAACAAAGGAAUCCAGACUUUGGAACCAAACAAGACAGGCCAUCUCUUAAACCUCUGAAAGUUACUGUUGAACAACCGAGCCCUGUUUCAGUUCUUGAUGCAGGCUUCGACGAAGAGGAUUCACCGUCCCCUGUGAGGAAGAUAUCCCUCAGUUUUAAAGAGGACGAUGCUCUACGUUCUGAAGAAUCUAUGUGGAUAAAUAAGCCUACCGGCGUCUGCAGAUCCAUACUAUUGCCUGAGAAUAAGGGUCCAACGCAGACAGACUCUGAUCUCCUCGAAUGCUUCCCUGAUGAAGAUGCAAACAUCAAAAGCGGCGACCACAAGUACAUCUCGGAGAUACUGUUGGCAUCAGGGCUUCUGAAAGAUCUUGAAUACAGCAAGAUAAGCAUCCAGCUGAACCAAGCACGUCUCCCUAUCAACCCUGGACUGUUCUUCUUCCUGGAACAGAACAAGGCCAGCAAUAUGACUCUAAUAUACAACAAACACCGAGGCAGGGAAUUCAGACAACAGCAAACAAAUCUGACUGAGAAAAUCAGAAGAAAACUCAUCUUCGAUACCGUUAAUGAAAUUCUAGUUCAGAGGUUCAAAGGUUCUGCAAAUCCAGUUACAACAAUGGAGAAAAAAUUAGAAGCGGAGGAACUUCUGCAGACACUGUGUUCGGAGAUUGAUAGGUUACAAGAGAACAAAUCAAAGUGUAUCUUCGAGGAUGACGAGGAAGACAUCAUAUGGGAGGAACUGCAAUGUCAAGGCAUGAAUUUGAAGGAGUUUGAAGGUGAGAAUCCAGGGAUAGUGUUAGAUAUUGAGAGGAUGAUUUUCAGAGACUUGGUUAGUGAAGUUUGCUUCUGUUAAUUUAAUGGGUAUCACUUAGAAUUGUACAUGGUUUCUGGGUUUUCAGCCUUGUUUCUUCUCUUCCUACUUGAUUGUGUAACAAGCAUAUAUAUACAGGUCUAAUUAAUAAAGUAAAAAAUGCUAAGAGCAUAGUUGGUCAA